Messenger RNA from Canis lupus familiaris (dog), 4465 nucleotides. It is a transcript of the gene SMIM2, whose product is annotated as small integral membrane protein 2. The record is from RefSeq and is a predicted model, not a curated record. NCBI's taxonomy places the organism in Eukaryota, Metazoa, Chordata, Mammalia, Carnivora, Canidae. The transcript is spliced from 2 exons.
AUGCCAGCUCAGCUGCCUCAUAGGGAGGUAGAAACACGUGGCCAGGCCAUUAGCAUCCAGUUGGGCUUCUAGAUGGGUUUCAUAUGUGACACCUACAUAGUCCUCACUUGGAACAACAGAGCAGAAAGCCACCCUGGUGCUAACUCCUCUUCUGAACAACCACACACUGGAAUACAGCAGAACAGAAGGCAAUGCCACAAAAAAGAGGAUCAAAGUCAGCCAGAAGCAGGGGACAUGCUGAGGAUGAGCUAGCAGCUUAUAAACUGCUCCCAGCCUCUUGGAGAAAGGUGCUUCUGUAAACAGUGGGUAUUUGUGUAUGUGACUCAGGAUUUUGGAGUCGGGCAAGGGUAGCCGUCUGGUGAUUCAUGUGAACACGCUGAUGCCUCUAGCUGGAAUGUAUAGUGUUUGGGAUGAAUUUGUUCUUGCCACCACAGAGAACUUCACCUUCCCCCAAAUGCUAAUACUUGAGGAGUCUGCACAUGGUCACCAGGACAUUAGCUGUGACAAGAGGUGAAAGGAAUCUGGCCUUUCUGCCCAUCCAUCAUCUAUAGUUUUGUACAAAGAGCUAUAGCAGCACGUCUAUGCCAAAUCAUCCACUCCCCUUUGCCAGCAAAAAUGUCUUCCAAAUACUUCUGCCAUUUGUCAAACUGGCCAAAGUCCCCCAGAGGCAGUUCUGUAAUUGAAGGUAGAUGGAAGAGAACACUCUCUGCCAGGCUUAACUACCUUCUGUGUUGACUUUCUGUAUUGCAAGGUGAAACCUCACUGAUUUGAUCCUGGAAUGUCCUUCUGGAAUUGGUGCGAGGCAGCGGGGUGCUGGGGCCUCAGCUUCCAGGAGCCUGACCUGAAGUCACUACAACUGGGCAGGGACCUUCCUCUAAGCCCUCAAAAUGGAGGUGAAGGAGGCACAUAUCUGCAGCUCGGCUGCCCCAGCUCUUCUACCAAGUGUGAGCUGUCACCGACCCUAUUCUAGAAGCCAAUGUGCCAUCUCCUUUGGUACAGUUAAGCUUUGUUCCUGCUACCAACUCAUCUUUCUUUGUUAUUUCUCACCAUGUCCCUGACUUCAGAUUUCUUAUGGAUUCCUUUCUCAGACAUCGUGUUUUGAUUCCCUCCUCACAUUUACUUCCAAUUGCCAAGAACAACUCUGUUCAGGCAGGAAGAUAUUAUUUGGCUUAAAAGAGAGCGAGCAGUGGCUUUUCUCCACUAGCAUUCUUUGAAUUUACGUGGGAAUGUAUUCUGGGAACUGCUCAGAGUCUCCCUCAAGUCUCUCCCUCACCAUCAACAUGUUUCCGUCACAGCGUUGCUUUGCUUACAUUGUUUUUAACUGGGUAAUGAUAAGAGUUUUUCUUCUGGAGCCCUGCUGUAGGGCUCAGCACCCUCCCCAUGCUAAUACUCCCCAAGGACCUUGGCUGAGCCCACACUGAAUAUUACAAUGGGUUUGUUACUGUUGUUACAGACCUGAGCAUUGUUCCCCGUGUUUGUGCGAUAAACCUUGAGUCUACCUUCAAAGUUGUUCGUUUUUCCAACUCUCGGGCAUCAAGUUCGCCCUUGAAGGCAGCCCAUCCCAAGGAAAUGACAAGCAUUCUUGAUUCAGCUGGACAGAUAGGGUCCAGCUGACAUGGGCUUCUCUGUUGACAUCCCAGAGGCCUGAAUGACACAUGUUAAGCAUAGUGGCUGAUCCCUAGCCAUGUUCUGAGGAAGUUACAUCCCUCCAAUCACUUUGUAUAGUGAUUCAGGAAUCUGCUGUUUGACAUAGAGUUAAAUGAUAGGAGGGGCUGGGCACCACCCAGACAGCAAGCAAGUCUGCUCGGCCUGUUCCCAGAGCAUGUUCUGAGAGCCCCUGAAAGUGUCCUGGUCCUGGACCUGAUCUGCCUGGACCAAUUGCAAGUAACAGCCUAGUCCUCCAGACUAAGGGACAUGCUGCCCUCCCUGAACAGAAUGCCACACUGGGGGUGAGGGAAAGAUCUCUUUGAGAGGGCUCAGCCAGCAAGACCAAAGUCUCAGAGCCUAUAAUCAGUGGAAUGCACCAAGGCUGAGCAAUGAGCAUCCCUUCCAUGUGAAGGUGCUUCCAGAUAUAUGAUGGGCUCCUUUGAGUCUGCCCACAACUCCUGGAGGUGAAUUGAGCAGGUGUUACUACUCAGAUUUUAACAAUGGGGAAACUAAGUUCCAGAAGUUCCUCCUAAGACAGUGGCCCAGCUCCUUCCUCCCGGGAGCACCACAUAUGUGGGGGCCUUCCACACAGUCAGGCACCUGCUGAGAGUGGCAAGCGUGCACCUCCUGGUUGGGCACUGCUCUUCUUCAGCCACUGAAUGGGAAGACUGUGACUCUGCUAGUAAUAAAUUACAGAGCUCUUCAGGUUGGAAGAAUGUCUUCUCCUACUUAUCCCGGAGGGCCCCCGCAUCAGGGCUGCAUGGAUGAGAAAGAGAGAACUGAACUCAGUGUCUUAAAAAACAAUGCCAAGUCGAAGUAAGUGUGGAGGUUCCCUGUUGUUUUAUCUCGUUUUGCCGACCACAUGGACUUCUGAGCAGGUGCGGCCUCAGCUACUCCUUACUAGCUCUCAGGCCUGAUGAGCAAUGCCAUAAAUGCUCACUUUCGUUGACUGUGCCUGGAUUGACUUGCUCUAUAAAUUCCUCUUCAUGCAGCAGCAAGAGAAAUCUCUGGAGCAUGGGAAGGUAGAGCCAGAGCUCCCUGGAAUGGAAGUGGGUUCCUGGAUGCCACUUUCCCAUCAGUUCUCCUGGGUUCCAGCAGACAGCAGAUUGGACUUGCAACCAAGCAGACACAUGAAAGCAAACGUGCGCUUCUAACAUUUUGUAACCUGCCUCCCACAAAACAGAAGGCACUCUUCCCCUCGCAUUAUUCUCUGCCUUGUUCUUGACAUUUUUAAUGUGCUGAGUCUACAGCCGACUUUGCAUUCCCGACACCUCCCACGUGAAUUGGCUCCUGGUCCCUCCAGGCCUGAGGAUCCCAGUCAUGUGCUACACCCCAAGAACACUCUUGGCUCUCUUUCUAGCCAGGCUACACUCUCCUCACCUUGACAUUUAGGGCCGGCUGUUUCUUUUCCUCUUCUGCUCCAAUAAAUCGGGUCAGUCAAGAUUCACUGUUCCUGGGCAGGGUUUAGGGAAACUAGUGUUGAGAUAAGGGGAGGGGGGGGGUCUGUAUGUGUUCGGUGAAAGCAAGCAUUCCCUUUCUGCUCCUGUUCCCUGGCUUUGCAAUAAUGUGAAACCCUAAGCAGAAUGCCUGGGCUCUGUUUCCAGGCCUUUGUCUACAUGGAGCUGAGUAUAUCUUUGAAGUUCUUCUGUUUAAACCAGACAAAGCUAUACUGUCCCUUUCCUGGGUCCUUCCUUAUUGAUGGCCCAGGCUGAGUGGCUGGUUCAGCUCAUUCACCUCACGGUGUCUGGCAUGGAAUGGAGUCAUUAAUAGCCUGAGGGACAGAGGUUGGACCAGUUCUGUCCCUCCCCUCCCCCCAAUUUCACAUUCUGGACUUUAGGUGUAAUCCAGCCUAGGAAUGAAGGGAAGUCAAGUGUCAGAUGCUAAGUAAUGCCUAAGGAUACCUAUGCAUGGGAUGAUAAAGUCAUCUGAAAGAGAGAAAGGGGAAGGGAAAAGAAAGCAGACAGGAGAGAUAAAGAAGGGAAAGGAAGAAAAAGUACAAAGUGAUAGUAAUGCAGCAGAGUGGCUGAGUGCCACCUACAAUGCUUGGAGUGGCACAAUUGCCAUCUGUCACCCAUCCUCGUUUCAAAGUGACAUCAGGAGCUGGUGAACACAUAUGCUUGCUCCAGAGAGGACACACAGCUCAGAUUUUAGAACCAUGUUGCCUCCUAUGAUCCCCUGGAGUACAAAUGAGCAAAACCCUCCUUAUUUAACCCUGAAUGGUCUUGACCAGAGGACUCUAAAAUGCUCUGUAAAAAAAUAAAUAUAAGAUGGUAUUUUUUUUUCUCCUAGUCACCUCAACACUUGAACACAUACUGUUAGCACAACCCUCCAAGGUUAAUUUUAAGAUGCUGGUUUACAACAUUUUUAAGGGAAGAGACCGUGAAAGCUGAAUUAGGUAUAUUGCCUGGCACACAGUGUGUGUUCAAUAAGCAUCUGAACUUGAAUUAGUGAAUGAAUGAACAUGAGAGAAAUAUAAUGAACAAUAAAUGAAUAAGAUAUUUGAAUAUUUAAUGUCACUUACUUUAAAAAAACUUCAUGGCCUUUGUUCAGGGCCCCAAGGACGAGUGAACUCUGAUACGUAAAGUCAAUAGGUGACCUGAGAUCAUAUGCCCACACUGGAAUGCUUGUGCAAGGAAGACAUGGACAGGGCACAGGGAUGAAGGUGGCAGACUGUGCCCAGGAGCUGCUGAGGUCUCACCAGGCCCUGGAUGAUAGAACAGGACAACAAAGUAUGAAACAGCCCAUUGUGUCAGAGAGCUCAAUACCCUAAUACCAGGGGAUGGCUGGUGUAAAUGGAAAGGGUAUGUGUGAGGGGUGG